Messenger RNA from Talaromyces marneffei, 1272 nucleotides. RefSeq lists its product as uncharacterized. NCBI's taxonomy places the organism in Eukaryota, Fungi, Ascomycota, Eurotiomycetes, Eurotiales, Trichocomaceae. The coding region runs from base 1 to 1272 and encodes 423 amino acids. The record is from RefSeq and is a predicted model, not a curated record. Gene Ontology annotation, biological process: lipid metabolic process. The transcript has a single exon.
AUGACGUCCACGGCGCUGAACCCGCUAUUCAUCAUUUCUUUCCAGGUUCUCCUAUCGUCGGCUGUAAUUGGAUUUACGCCUGCAUCUUCGCUGUUGCGACUGUUUAGUCCUUUGCUUUCUCUAGGUUGCGUUUUCCUAACAGUGAAAUAUGCAAUUAAAUUUGUCCGUCCAUUUUGGGCAGCUCUCUUAGGUGGUCUUGCUUUUGUUUAUUUCCUGCACUUUCUCGAUCUGGCCCUCUUGAGCCGUUGGGACAUCAACCAUGAUGGCCCAGCAUCUGACAACCGACAGCCGCGGCUUGCCGACAAGCAUGAGAAGAGAAACCGUGUAAAGAAGACUUCUGCAAAUUCAACUAUACUCGAACGCUUCCUUUGGGGUUUCUCUCAGUCCAUAGCCUGGCGGCAUGUCAAUACACCCUAUCAAUCCAAGAACUGUCCUCCGUAUUCAUAUUCCGACCCAGCAUAUAUUCCCUCACGUCCGUGGUUCGUGGCCCGGUCUCUGGUCUUGGGAACAAUAUGUUAUCUUGUCAUAGAUGUUCUAAACUCACAACCGCCUCCAGAAAACGCAGCAGAAGUCUUUGGUCCUUCUCAAGUUCACUUUUUCACUCGCCUUCUAUCUCCGACUGCCGAUCCGCUCAAGGCUGAAGAGCUUGGUCUACGUGCUAUGGUAACUUUGGUCGGUUACGUAUCCAGUUAUUGCCUCCUGAACGCAAUAUCUCAUUUACUCGGUGCAUUUUUCGUUUCCAUCAAAAUAAACGAGGUUCGUGAGUGGCGUCCGUUGUUUGGACGUGUAUCGGAGAUCUAUUCUCUGCGUCAAUUCUGGGGCACGUUUUGGCAUCAGAACCUGCGUCGAAUGAUCAGUGAACCAGUUGAGUUUUUGGCUCACAAGGUCCUGAGGUUGCCCAAAAAGGGGAUCGUACAGCGCUAUUUAAAGAUCGUGCUCUCUUUCUAUCUCUCUGGCAUCACACAUGCCGUCGCCGAUAUUUCCUCAACCCUCUCAUGGGGAGAGCAGUUGACGGUAGAAUUUUUCCUUAUUCAAGCGUUGGGCAUCAUAAUUGAGGACGCUGUUCAGGCUGCAUGGCGUCUUUUCAGCAGUGACCCAAGAACAGAAACAGUCACUCCGCCUGCACGGUGGAAAAGAGUCGUUGGAGCCCUAUGGGUUACAUUGUUUUUGAUUUGGUCUACACCCAGAUGGGUAUACCCCGGGGCCAGCAAGGCGGGACCAGGAACACAAAGUAUUGUUCCAUAUAGUUUCGUUCAAGGACGGUGGACAUAG